This is a messenger RNA of Penicillium daleae, 1164 nucleotides long. RefSeq names its product mitochondrial 54S ribosomal protein uL24m. The transcript has 2 exons. Lineage: Eukaryota; Fungi; Ascomycota; Eurotiomycetes; Eurotiales; Aspergillaceae. Gene Ontology annotation, biological process: translation. Gene Ontology annotation, molecular function: RNA binding; structural constituent of ribosome. The record is from RefSeq and is a predicted model, not a curated record. Bases 1 to 1164 code for a protein of 387 amino acids. Gene Ontology annotation, cellular component: ribosome; mitochondrion.
AUGCGGCCGCAAUUUUCCGUCCGCGCAGUCACGGAGUCGAAGAGCAGCAACAUUUUAGCCAUUGCUGGCCCUCACUCGCCCAACAUGCAGAAGGUCAUCCAAAGGACGGCCUCGGCCAGGAAGCAGGUCCAGAAGAAGCUCUUCCGGGCCAAGCAACAGGAGGAAAUGAUGGAUCGCAGGGAGACAACCCGAUCGCGCAAGGAAUACAACCGAGCCAUGAUCGACAAUCUCAAGGAAGCUCGUCACGCCCGCUGGGAGGACUGGCAGAAGGGUGAUCUGGCUCCGAAGCGUGACACGGGGUUGGAAGCUUCAACUUACGGCGCCGUUAAUGCUGCCCUGAUGCACCCACCGCGGAUUCCGAAACACCUCCGCCGAAAGCACAUCCUCUUCGCACCUGGAGAUCGAGUCUGCGUGAUCCGUGGUCGGGAUCAGGGCAAGAUUGAAGAGGUCGCUCAGGUCAACGAAGAAAGCGAGACCUUGCUGAUCAAGAACGUCAAUGAAGCCGAUAUCAAUGUCCCCGAGUGGGCUAAGGCUUCGAUGGGAAUCAAAAGCGAUGUCCUUGCCCAGAACAUCCCGGUGCCAAUGGACGACGUCCGACUCGUCUUCGCCAUGACCGAUGGUAAUACCACCAAAGACUACCUUGUACAACACGCCCAUGCCGGAGGGCCUUCCGUCGAGCGACCCUCUUGGAGCAAAGUGCCCAAAUACACUCGAUACGUCUCCGGUCUGAAAAUUCGCAUUCCUUGGCCUACCGAGGAGGAACCACAGUAUGAAGACGGAGCACUCGACACGACACGAAUGGAAGUCGAAGAGAACACCUGGGUGCCUUCACUGGAGAACCCGCCUUUCCCCUCCACCAUCAUUGACGAACUGCGCAACAAGUACUCUCGAUUCCGAACACGCCACGACGAGGAAUACGUGCGGAAGAAGGUCCUUGAAGAAUACCGCCAGGAAUAUCUUACUCAACAGGCUAUCUUGACGCCCGCUGGCGAAUUGAAGAAGAUGAAGGUUGAGCAGAGCAUCCAAGCAAGACAGGCGCGCACGGAUGAGAAUGGCAACAUGAUCUUGGAUUCGGAGACCACCAACUUCAUUGAGCGCUUCAUGAGCCAGAAUGCGGCCCCCAAGCCAAGCAAGAAGGCAGGCCAGGCCAAGCAGACCGCGUAA